This is a messenger RNA of Schistocerca nitens (vagrant locust), 3008 nucleotides long. RefSeq names its product maternal embryonic leucine zipper kinase-like. Gene Ontology annotation, biological process: protein phosphorylation; intracellular signal transduction; microtubule cytoskeleton organization. The coding region runs from base 148 to 2013 and encodes 621 amino acids. The transcript is spliced from 13 exons. The record is from RefSeq and is a predicted model, not a curated record. Gene Ontology annotation, molecular function: ATP binding; tau-protein kinase activity; protein serine/threonine kinase activity. NCBI's taxonomy places the organism in Eukaryota, Metazoa, Arthropoda, Insecta, Orthoptera, Acrididae. Gene Ontology annotation, cellular component: cytoplasm.
CGGAAUCAUAUCAGCCCGUCUUCAUUUUGCUUGUUAGUUUGAAGGUCUGUAAAAGUUUCAAUAAUUUCUGUCAGUCUCAUGAAUUCAGAUCAGUUCUUGUUCACUUAAUUUUACGUUUUACUGAACUUUGUUGGAAGCGUGUGAAAGAUGGUCAGGUACAGCAAUCUCAAGGCUCAAUAUGAAAUAGAAAAGACAAUUGGUUGUGGAGGAUUUGCAAAGGUUAAACUUGCAACGCACUUGCUAACCAGGGAGAAAGUGGCUAUCAAGAUAAUGAACAAGUCAGGACUUGGGGAUGACCUUCCUAGAGUACGUCAAGAACUGGAAGCGUUGAAGAGGCUUUCACAUCAUCACAUAUGUAAACUGUAUGAAGUCAUUGAAACUGAUACUCAUAUAUUCAUGGUAAUAGAGUACUGUGCUGGUGGUGAACUGUUUGAUCACAUUGUGGAACGCAACAGGCUGACUGAGGCAGCGGCUCGCUCUUUCUUCAGGCAGAUAAUCUCAGCUGUUGCGUACCUGCACGAGCAGGGGUAUGCACACAGAGAUCUAAAGCCUGAAAAUAUACUACUUGACAAGAAUCAGAACCUGAAACUGAUUGAUUUUGGACUCUGUGCCAAGCCAGCAGGAGGCCUGGAGUCACACCUCUUAACAUCCUGUGGAUCUCCAACAUAUGCAGCACCAGAACUGAUUCUGGGCAAGCAGUACCUAGGUUCUGAAGUUGAUAUCUGGAGUAUGGGUGUACUGCUUUACGCAUUGCUGUGUGGAUUUCUACCAUUUGAUGACGAGACUAUUGACAGCCUUUAUAAGAAGAUAUUGUCAGGACGAUACCAUGAACCAGAAUGGCUGUCAAGGAACAGCAAAGACCUUAUUAAAUCAAUGUUACAAUUAGACCCAAAGCAAAGAAUCACAAUUAAAGAGCUCCAGAAUCAUCCUUGGGUUUUGACUGGCUACGGAGAACCUGUUGCCUCAGAAAGUCUCAUUGAUUUUCAUGAAAUGGAUCGCACGUGUGUUGGCAUUAUGGCCCAUUACCAUGGAAUAACGUGGGAAGAAAUGUGGUCAUCACUGAGUAAGUGGCCUUAUGACUACAAUACUUCCACUUAUCUUCUCCUUCUUGCAAAGAAGAAACGUGGUUCUCCUGUAAGGUUAUCUCGUCCGACAUACCGUGUUAAGGGUUGUGACGAUAGACUCCAAGGAAUGGAAGAUUCACCUGUCAGAAUUCCAAAAACAGCAAAUGCGAGGCUGAAAGAGACAUAUGUGGUUGUUGCAAACGAAGAGAGAACAACUGAGAAGUUGACAGCAAAAUCUCUUCGAAAGAAAGCUGCCAAUCCUGAUCAAGCUAUGUGUGAUGGAAAAGAAAAUAGCAGUGGUUUCUCGGAGCCUGUUGCUCCGACACCACAACGGAGAGCCCACAAGAGGUACUGGAGCCCAGGACUGCAAGAACCUCCUUCUCCUGUUCCAAAGAAGAUGACACCUGGGUCUGAAAGGGAGAGCCAAGAUUCUACCUUCCACUGCAAUUUACACCCCGGAGGCGGCGGCGGCGAGGCCGGCGAGGAGGCGGCGGCGGGCAGCGGCGGCGGCAGCGGCAGCAGCAACGCGUCGACGCCCUGCGCCACGACGCCGCGGUGCGCGCGCAAGGUGCUGGGCGGGCUGGAGCGCAGCCUGCAGCGCGUCAGGCACGUGCUGACACCGCGCAGGGCCCGGGACCGCGACAGGGACAGGCCCUGCCUCCUGGCCGCCAAGAAUGUGUGUAACGUGUCGACGAUGACGUACAACGACCCGGAGCGUGUUCGCAGUGAGCUUCUGCGCAUGCUCGUCGACAGGGGCUUCGACUGCAAGCAGAAGGGGUGGGUGGUUCGCGCCAAGCAGCCGCGGCUGUCCUUCGAGCUGGAGGUGUGCCUGGUGGCGCCCUCCGCAGACGCGGAGUGCGUGGUGGCCGUGCGGCGCAAGCGCCUCCGCGGCGACGCCUGGAGCUACAAGCGCGUCUGCGAGCAGGUGCUCGCCCUGGGCGACGGCUAGCGCCGGCUGCCUGCCUGCCCAGCUCCCUCGUCAAGUCUAGUCUUCCCAGACACUUCCACAAUGUUUCCUACAUCACUGUAGCCUACAAUAUAUUUUGAUGAUGUGAGGCGCCCCUGUAAAUUUUACGUAGUAUUCUCUAAUUCAUCAGUUAUUUUCGCGCUCUAAACCUAUCUACGGCAGACUUAUCACUAAAGUCUUCCAGGUUUUAAUUACACGGAAAUAAUAUCUUCGAGCUCCAGUGAUAUAAUUCACUCUAAGAGUUUCAGAAAAUAUUUUCCAACUUUUGCUGUUUUAAUUCUCUAAAUAUUUUCAUGACUGCUGCACUUUUAAAUAUUUCCAGUCCUCUGUAUUUAUACAUGUCAUAUAUAUUCCAUUAUUUCCCUUAAACAGGUCCUCUAAUUUCUACGUUUCAUAUUUUUAUACAAUUUACGUAUCUACCUGGUUUUGUUGCUAAACUUCCUUUUUUUGUUUUGUUUAUGUAAGCUUCGUGUAAUAGUUGGACUUCGUACUGAGGCAUACUCGCAAGCCUGUAUAAAACGUGUUAAAUUCGUACUUCCUCUGAAAGUUAUUUAUGUAACAAUAUCACAUUUUGCAGCGUAAAACGUGACCUGGUGCUGUAUGACGCAGCUAAGUAUGUUUUUGACGUGGUAUUGAGAUUGCUAUGGGGCCAGUUUUAUUUUUAAUGGCUCGGUUUUCUCAUGACGUGGCUAUUCUAAAGGCAGGUGUUGCGAAAAGGUUGGUAAACGAAUCGCUAUCAGUAUUUCUCAACAAUUUUAUCAGAAAUUCUUUAUAAUUUUUUCCUUCUUGGUACAGAAUAUAUAUUUUUAUUCUUUUGGUGUGUCAUAGUGUUAAUAAAUAGUAUUAUAUAUUCAUAGAUUUAUAUAUUUAGUUUGUAAAAGGAUUUGGAUGUGUAAUAUUUCUAAUCUGUGUCACAUGUUCUAAAUGAAGACACUAACAUUACUUUCUGUUCCUAAUAAAAUUUCAUGCUACUGUGA